AUAUCAAAUAUUUGUUCGCAUGGUUCUGAUUAAUCUCUCUAUUUGUACGAUUAGAUUGACUUUGAAGUACUUGGAAUUGUUUUGCAAAAAAUACAGCGUGUUUCAAAAAUAUUGCCUUGAAAUAAAUGAAAUGUUGUACCCUUUUUACUACUAAAAUUAUCAAUUUUGGGUAUUUACGUUUAUUCUUAUCUUUUAUGCGGAGUAGGUAAUAUAUUUUAUUAGAAGAGUAGAAAAUCCUUCGAUUUAUGAUCUUACGGAUCUUGCGAUUUGAUUUUUUUUAUUCGUUUUCUAUGACAGCCCACAUCCAAUGGAUGGUUUCCCUCACAACUAUUAUAUUUUGUAUGAAACUUGCAUUUGUAGACUGGAGAAUUUCAAGAGGGACAAAUUUUUACCUGCUUUUUCGCCAGCUGGCAACCGAUCCCUUUUUCUCGUUUCCUUUUUGUUCGUUCCCCUCAGUCUAUUCUGAGCCUCUGAGCGAAGCAGACAAAUUUAGGGAGUUUUUGGUGAAAAUCAAGUGAAGUUCAUAAAAUGCUGACUCUUUUUGACUUGCCAGUCGAAGAUAUUGUGGCUGGGUGUAUCGCGAAAUACCUUACAGUCCAUGAUAUCUACAAUGUGUGGAGGUGUGAUGGUCAAUUUUGUGUGCUUGCGGAGAAAAUGCUUCGGCAAAUGGAAAAUCUGAAUUUGAGGCUUCUUCAAGGUCCUUGUUCUGACACAUUUACGUACCUCAUUGGGAAACACUGUCGGUCUCUCAAGAGAUUUACAACGAAGAAGAAUGACUACCUACUGGGAUAUUUCAUUGAGAUUCUCGAGAAUAAUCCUCUUCUCGAGGAAUUGGACUUGAGCUUUAGCAAGAUUGGUCCGAAAGGGCCUUUUAAAUUUCAACUGAGAAAGCUCGAACGUCUAUGGAUGACAGACACGAUAUUAUCAAAGGACUUCUUAGAAGCAAUCUCUGCUCAUAGUCAUGAUCUGAAAAUUCUGAACAUUUCUCGGAUUACCAUGACACCAUUUAUUGUAGUGAAUGAAUUCAUCAAGAAGGUGCAAAGCUUGACAGCCAUAAUUGCAGUCCGGAUGGAUUUAAUUUAUGAUGAGGAUGUCCAGCGUGGCAGAGUAAAACCAAUCAUGCAUUCAUCUUCAAAAUUGGAGACUUUGAUUAUCAGUUAUAAGAAUACGCCUCACUCGCGAUUUUUGUCGCCCUCGGGAUUGGUAUUUGAAGGAAAGCUAAAAAUGCCUAAGCUUAAGCGAAUUAUUUUCGAACCUGGCGAUUCGAAUAAAGAAAUUAUUCAAUGGGACAGAGAAUCAGAAGGUGAAUUUAUUUCUCGCGCCAGUUCUAAAAGUAAUCUUGACCAAUGCAUAUCUGAAUUGUCUUUGAUGUGUACUUUGAAAGAUGCUUAAACUUGUUCUAAAAACUAUAUUUGAAAUGUAUGAAGAUUUUACAUAAGUGAUGUUUGCCUUAUCACAUGAAAUAAAAGUAAUUAUUCAAUCUGCGAGCUCUCGUCAAUUUUCUGAAAGGCUUUUUACUUUUUUUCUUGCAAAUAAAUGUGAAAACGGAUUUACAUGUUGUGGCAAUG
Messenger RNA from Phlebotomus argentipes, 1568 nucleotides. RefSeq lists its product as uncharacterized. The transcript has 2 exons. Lineage: Eukaryota; Metazoa; Arthropoda; Insecta; Diptera; Psychodidae. The coding region runs from base 529 to 1392 and encodes 287 amino acids. The record is from RefSeq and is a predicted model, not a curated record.